AUCGCGGUUGUUUCUAGUGUCUCAUCAUGGAUUCACAGACAUCUAACUCAGACAAUAUUGAAGAAUUAUUAAAACAAUCAAAGGAUAACUUUAAUGCAUUCAAAAGUAUUCGAGAAAGGCUUACAAAACCGACGGUUUCUGUAGAAUACACAAAUUUCGUACAAACACUAACUGAACACUUACACGAAUUACCAUUGAAUUCUGUGAAAAAGUUAUUAUUCUCUAGUAUUGAUCCUGUUGACUGGAUGAUACUCAACAAUCCAACUGUAUCUGAGAAUAUGAUCAAUUUAUAUGUAAUAAGUAUUUCAUAUUUUCCAAAUUUGACUUAUGAAAUAUGCGAAUAUUGUAUAAAUCAAGUAUUCUAUUUCAAAGAUUCUAUUGAACAAUUGGACACCAUUAAUCAUUUAAACAAUUUAAACAGUAUCGCCAUCGACUUUUUCACUGCAUUAUGUCAAAAUAUAUCACAUUCAACGCCUAUUCUUGUUGAUUUAUUAAUUAAACGAUUUCCUAAUUGGCGUAAACCGGUGAAAGAAUUACUCUGGGCAACUUUUAGCAUUUUAUCACUACUGUCAUGUCAAAAAGCUUCAAAACUAUUAAGUAAUACAGAUAAGUGUAAUGUACUAUCAAUGAUUUUCACUGCUAUCAUUGAAUUAGAAUUGAAUCCUGAUGGUGUAACGCAUGAAAAUCUAUUGCCAUUAUUUGAUGAAACUACUCCAAUCUAUGCAAUCUUACAAAAGUUUGAUAAAACUGACCUUGAAGCGCAUCUAAACAAUCUGUUCAACAUCAUUCAAGGUUCAAUAGUCGAUGAUAAGAAUUGGUUAAAAAUUGAACUACUCUCUUGGCUACUUAUAUCAUAUAUCAGUAGUAUAUGUACAAAGGGGAAUGACGAUUCAACAUCGUCAUCAUCAUCAUCAACACCACAGUUUGAUUGGGAUUUAUUGUGUUCAAUAUUUCGACGAGCACGUGACCUGUUUUCAGAGUAUAUUCUUCCUGUAAAUGUUCCACUUUUAGCCUAUCCAAUGGUAUGCUUUUAUAUGUGUAGUCUACGUGGUGGUUUAGUGAUUAGUUUUAUUGAUUUCUUGUGGAAUACCAUAAAAGAUGAACAUCGUGAUCAAGGUAGUCGUUUAAUGGCAUUAUCUUAUCUUUGUUUCAUUCUAGUGAAUGGGAAAUUUUGCUUUAUUGAUCUAGUAAUUGAAAUAAUGCAUAAUAUGACAACAUGGUGUAUUGAUUAUACGUAUAGACAUCGUCGACAGUUAACGGUCCAUUCAACUGUUUUGCUAUCAGAGAAUAAACUCUACUAUGCUGUCUGUGAUGUAUUAAUCUAUAUAUUUGUUCAAUUGCACAGUGAAUUAUUACGUAAAGAACAUUUCGAAAGUUGUAAUCGUCUGCCAAUGGCACAGAUUAGUAUAUCACCAUUUAAACCAUUGUUGCAUACACCUAGGAGAUUACGUCAAACAUUUUUUCAAAUUAUUUCUGUCUAUCAUAUGAGUUGGUCUACAAUUGGUUUAACCCAGUCAAUCAAUGCUGAUGAUGAUGAUGUAUUGAAAGAGAAUAAUGCAGCAUUAUUAAAUUGGAUGACUGUGGACAGUAUUCGUUCAUUACUACCGAGUAAUAUAUUACGCAUGUUGAGUAGUAGGAAUUGUUGUCCUCUGUCACUUUCAUCAAUUACCAUUAAUCGUUUAUUUCGUGAUAUUCGAUUGGGUGAACGUUUAAUUAGUAAUAACAGUAAUAAUGUACUACAACAAGGUGAAAGCAACUCGAAUUGUGACGUUCAGGAGAAAGUAUCACCGAAGUCACCGAGAAAAAGUAAACGUAAGGCGUCAAGUGUUGAAGAUCUGGGAGUGGAGAGUACUACAAAUGGUGGGUUGAUUGCAAAACACUCAAAGAUUGAUGAAACUUCUACUUGAAUAAUUUGUUAAAUACUUUCUAACAUUAUACCCUUUUGUAUAUAUAUAUUUUAACAUAUUUAACACAGAGGGUUUUAGUUCAUUCCGUUUUUCCUCUAUACUUACUUGUACAUAUCAGGUGGGAUAUUUUUGAAAAUAAAUCAAAAAUAUAACAUUUUAAGAU
Messenger RNA from Trichobilharzia szidati, 2070 nucleotides. The record is from the annotation of a GenBank genome assembly. NCBI's taxonomy places the organism in Eukaryota, Metazoa, Platyhelminthes, Trematoda, Strigeidida, Schistosomatidae.